This is a messenger RNA of Lethenteron reissneri (Far Eastern brook lamprey), 5931 nucleotides long. RefSeq names its product heterochromatin protein 1 binding protein 3 (gene HP1BP3). The record is from RefSeq and is a predicted model, not a curated record. Lineage: Eukaryota; Metazoa; Chordata; Hyperoartia; Petromyzontiformes; Petromyzontidae. Gene Ontology annotation, molecular function: nucleosome binding; DNA binding. Gene Ontology annotation, biological process: nucleosome assembly; heterochromatin organization. Gene Ontology annotation, cellular component: chromosome; nucleosome; nucleus.
AUGACUCGCAUCACUUUCCAGACUUCCCCUGGACUGACAGAUUCUGCCAUUCGACAGCUGAUUAAAGUGCAACCGGAAGCAUGGGGAUCCGGACGCCGUUGGACUUCGAGCAACAUCACCACCAUCACCACCACCAUCAUCACCACCACGAUCCAUGAGCAGUUUUUGCAUGAUCCGGAUCCCAUUGAUAACAGUAACGAUCCGGAUCCUCACUCCUGCAAGGAUCCGGAUCCGCGGAGCGCUCCUUCCCCAGUCAUGCCUUCUUUGAAGAAGAGACAAAAGCAAGGACAGUCCAAAGCAAAAGCUGAUCGUGAAGCGACUGUGCCCCCAUCUGACGGAGCUGAGCCACUCGUGAGCAUGGACCCCAAGGCUGCCGACGCGGUCCCCGACGCAGACACCGAUGAUGCCGCCAACACCGCAUCCACUGCCAACGACGAGGUGGAAACCGUGGACAAGGAGGCGGGGCCAGAGGGAGAGGAGGCAGGGUCUCCAGCCAAGGGGGCAGUGUCUGGGGCCAAGGGAGUGCAAGCAGCGGGUGCGGGGAAAGAUGACGGCAAGCAGAAGCGCCGCAUCAUCCCUUCCUGGGCCAGCCUCACGAACUCCCAGAAUGCGCUGGUGCAACGCGGCACUUGCCGCGUUGCGUCCAACCGACCUAAGAUGGCUGCCAUCCUGACCGAGGCGCUGCAGGCUUGCGCGCAGCGCGGCGGGGCGUCCGUGGUGGCCCUCAGGAAGUACAUCGUGGCCGAGUACCCGGGCCUUGGACUGCAGCGCCGUGGCUACCUCCUGAAGCAGGCGCUGAGCCGCGAGCGUGAGCGCGGACGCAUCCGCCAGCUCACAGGCAAAGGGGCCUCUGGCAGGGUUGAGCUGUCCAAACCAAGUGCCCGUGCAAAUGGAAAAACGGGUCCCCAGGCAGUCGUUCCUCCCACCAAGCUGGAGGAUGCCCUGCCAUUGGCGUUUACGCGCGUCUGCGUGCCCAAGGAGGCAUCGGUUGCCUUUAUCCGCAAGUACCUGCUGCAGCACUACCAGCACCUGCCCGUGGGUGACAGACCCACCAUGCUGAAGCAAGCUCUACAGCGCUGCGUUGGGAAAGGGCAGCUGGAGCAAAUCACAGGCAAAGGAGCUUCUGGGACAUUCCAGCUUUCUCCCAGGUCUCCGUUUCCACGGCAGCCACUGGAGCGUGCCAUUUCAACGGCGAUUGUGGCGAUGAAUGAGCCCAAAACGGCGUCCGCCACGGCACUACGCAAGCACUUCGCUGCGGAUGGCGUCAAGGCCCACGUGCUGAAGCGCGUGCUGCAUAAGUGCGUGCGUAACGGCUGGAUCGAUCAGAUCUCGGGUCACGGUUUCAGUGGAACCUACCGCCUCGCAUUUCCGUACUACCCCAGCCCCCUGAUUCUCUUCCCAGAGGACAAGGAUAUGCUGGAGGGCCGAGCCGGCCGAGACACCGAUGACGACAUGGAAGAUGUCAACGAGGAUGAAGAGGAGGAAGAGCACGAUGAUGAGGACGACGACGAUGAUGAGGACGAGGAGUCUGAGAGCGACUACUCUGAGCCAAGGCAUGCUCGGGCACGCAAGAGACCUCGCUUGGUGCUCGCCAAGAAGACCCCGCGUCGGUCCUCUGCCUCGUCGGGCCGCGCCGCCCACAGUCGCAAGCGCAGCACGGCCGCCAAGGCCCGCGCGCCGGUCAAGCGCGGCGCGCGCGCGAGCCGCUCCGCCGCUGCCCCGCCAGCUGUCGUCGCGGCCGCCCCCGCCAAGCAGGCGGCGUCGCGAGGCAAGGCUGCCCCUGCCGGGCGGCAAAAACGCGGCGGCCGCGCAUCUCGCAGCUCCGUCGCCGCGCCGGCGCCCCCCCCCGUCGUCGUCGUCGUCGCCGCCAAGACUCCGACCAGGUUCAAAGUCGCUUCGGCGAAGGUUCCGGCCAAAGCCGCCGAGCCCAAGGCUGAAGCCGUCGCCAAGAGCGACGCGACGCCCAAAACCGCCGGCAAAAAGCAGGCGGCAGGUUCUGCGGUCGCUAAGGCGAGCAAGAAAGGAUCUCCGGCCGCGCGCAAGGCCGCGCGCAAGGCCACCGCCGUGAAGGGUGUUGUUGCGGCAUCGCCCGCACGAAAGAUGAGGCCCAGACGGCACUAGGCCUGUACGACGGCGCAGACCCUAGUUAGGAAAAGCCUUGAGGUGUCUUUGAUACAGUUUUUUGUUCUUCUUUAACGUUUGUUUAUUGGGCCUUCAUGAGUGAUAUUAAUAUGUCCGGUCUCGUUGCGUGCGUGUCGACGCUAGUUUAGCGGCACAACGAUGGUAUUUUAAGUUUUCUUAUUUUUUGAGCCCGGCGUGCUUUACGACGUACACCGUGGCUCGCCGACGAUUGAAGGUGCUCUGCGUGCGCGUGUGUGUGCACGCGCGUGGGUCUCGCGCGCGUGCACAUUUGUUAGGAUUCCUCGUGAGUGCCUGGUUUGGGCUCCCGGAGCCUCGUGGGAUUUUGUGCCGAUCCAGGCCUCUAGUCGUAGCCACACCACGACGAGUAAUCGAGUAGUAACACAAUUUUAAUCAUGUGUAUGUAGUUGAGAUGUCCUUUUCCCUGAGGCUGUGUGAAUUCCUAUUAGUUACCAGUGCCCCAUCUUUUUAAUGCACUCCCUCUCUCUAACCCCUUAUUAUUUGUCACAGUAUACAGUCGUUAAUCUUCCAGGCAAAUUUAGUUCGCCUUCCGCCGGCAGACAUUGGCCCACUUGUCCCAAUAGUGACGCAAACAUUUUUUUAAAUGUCCAUUCUAAAGUCGGUGGACAACAUAAUGUCCCCUCUAAAAAGACAUGCAUUCACCCCUGACAUUAACAGGGAAUGCAUUGUCAGCAGGGCAGUGUUAGAGAUUGAUAUUGGUAGAACACAUUGCCAAACAAAUCACUGCUAAUUCUUGGUUUCUUGUGUAAUAAAGGACUAUGAUUGAAGGGGAUCCUAUAUAAAAUAGUUUUGUGUAAUUUUAUGCUGCCACCCCUCUAGCCUCUGCUGAUUAUAGGAGUUCUGGAAUUACUUUUUAUUCUCUCUGUUACAUGACUCCUAUAACAAUACAAAUUGUGAUAUCGCAAUCGGUGAUGAACAUACAAAAUAAAUCGAUACUUGCAUCGCAUUUAUUUGUUAACCUAACAUGCCAACGUUGAUCACUUUUCAUAAGGUGGGUGAACAUGGAAGAGUACACAAACAUCUGGAGAAAUAUUUAGUAACAGAACUCUGGAGAGUUUGGUGUUCAUGGCCAAGGUUGUGGCUCCCUGAAGUUAAUCGUGGCACUCGGUGUAAUGGUUUAGUUCAAAUCCCACCACGCUUUUAUUACCACCGCAUUGUGCGUGUCCUGUGCAAAGCAGAUGCUUAACAUACUCUUAGUUCUUUCGGUAAAGUCACGUAGGUAAAAAAUGAAAUAAAUAAAAAUAAAACAAUAAAAAUCACGACGUUUCGGAGGCAACACAAGUCUCCGUCAUCAGGUGGGACCGUCACAGCCAGAUUUGCUGCAUCAAGUGAGGCAAGGAUUCAAGAUGUACGCCCUUAAAUGCAAGUUGAGGGGGGAGGAGAGGGGGGGGGGGCGCUCAUCAGAAUGUGGUAGCCAAUGAAUGGAACGUAUCGGGAGGGAGUGGGGCGGGGCUAAAAGAAGGCAGUAAGUGGUACACGAGAGUCGGCGAUGUGGACGUUUUAUUUUUAUUAAUUUAAUUUUUUACCUACGUGACUUUACCGAAAGAACUAAGAGUAUGAAUCCUUGCAGUCACGAAAGCUUCAAAUCUAGAAGAUGCUAAACACUCUGUCACCAUCUGCUGUGCAAGGCCAUCGUAUGCAGGCCCCCACAAGCAGAAUUUUCUCAAUGUGAAAAUGUCAAUCUGUUUGAUAGUUUAGUUUUUAAAAGUAAUAAUUUUCAGUUACAAUGCUUAUACAUUUUGUAUACUCUCUUAUUUUAAGUAUGUAUUGCUAUUAAUAAUACAGCUAGCAUUUUGUUGUAAGCUUCACCUAGAGAAGUGUCGUAGAAGCUUGCUUGCCAGCAAGGCAGAAGAACGGUAUCGAUAAGGAAUGUCUUAUACCACCCUUGCUGCGUUACGGUGUACGAUUUUAUUGUGCGUGUGUAGACAAUGACUUCGUUUUGGCAUUGACAACAUGGCUGACAGGUUCAAAUGUGUUCACACAGACAACGAAAUGGUUGAAAGUUAAAUACGAACAUCACAGUCGUGAUUUUGUGUGGCUUGAACUUCCCAGUUUGUUCCUGUUGCAGAGUUAUUUUUGACCUAAUUUUAGGGAGGGAUUUUCUUUUGGAACGAUAUUGUUUUAGCCAACUCCAAUUAGCAUGGUUGGCUACGUAUGGAUGCGAAGUAAGUUCAACAUGCAUACAUACAGAAACAUGAAAGUAAGCUGCUUUGGUUUUUGUGGUGUAAUUUUGAUAACCAUACCUUAAUUUUGUUUGCCGUUUCAAAAAAUGCCACUAAAUAGGUAAUAAGGUUCGAUUGUCGAACAGAAGUAAGUCGGAGGGCAUUAUUAUCUUGAUUCCCUUAGGCAUGUUUUUAAUAAAAACACAAGUCAAGCAUGGAAUGGUUUUAAACUUUACUAAGCCUCGUCAGCUUAGUUUGACCACAUAAACCAAUUCCAAUGGAUGCCCCCAUUUAAUGGGAAACGUUGAACCAGUUUCAAAUUCCAACUUCUCGGUAUCAUCAGCAAAGACAUAGCUUUAGAACUCAACACGACAUUAGUAAUGUGAAAAGAUCGUAAUCAAGCUGUUAGAGCGGUUAUUAAAGCGAUCUAAGAUCAUGUUCUGUAUUCAUCACUGUUUGAUAUACCAGUGAUUUAAAAGGGAAAGGCUGCUUUCUUUAACAAUGGUCGAGAAGCAACUGACGUCCACAUUUGACUAAUUGUUUAAGCUUUAAGAGGGGGACCUACUCCCAUUGCUCUGCGUCCACUUCCAAACUGGGCGGUUGUGAUGACUGUUCAAAUAUUCUCACUUAAUUUCUACACGUCGUUUGGAAGCAUCUGAACAGGUGUCAGUCACAUCAUUUCUGGGCUGCAUCUUGAGUCACUGCUUAUGCGCUGUACUACUAAAGUACUAUUCUGUAGAAGCCACCCAUUCUGUGUCUUAAAGGCAAACGGUAAACCGCCGUUGUCUUCCCCGCAGAUGUUUAAUGGAUUCAAAUGAAUUUGCCGGUCUCGCUCUUGACAGCCCCAGCAAGUAAAAUAUCAGGUCAAAGGCGCGAGUUCGAUGAUAUUAAAUCAGCACGGGCAGUUCUGAAAAAAAAAAAUGCAACGCUAUGAAAUAGUUAUAUUCAGACACUGUCCUAAGUAUGAAACAUCAUGUUUUGGAAAAGGGUAUGAUCAUGAAAGAGGACACCACAAAUAACAAUGGCUUGCAUUGCUUCCAACAGCUAUUGGCAUUUCAGUGCUCAGCAAUUUGUAUGGAUUUUUUUUUCCUCUUCGCUGGCAAUAUUUGAAGGGGUCAGGUCUGCUGGCAGAAUGUUAUUUGCAUUGCGUGAACGUUCCAAGUUUGGCAUUCGGUACCUCUGUAUUUGCGUAAGCUGGGCAUCAGCGAGUGUCUGCCCCACCUGUCAUUACACAUUCACCUGCAUCGUGCAGCCCCAGUUAUUACUGCAUCUUGAGCUUUCUUAGCCACACUUUCCAAGACAACACCUUUAUACCCAAUGUUGCCGUAACAGGACAAGCUAUGCUGAAGGCUGUAGCGAUUAUCUUAAUGUUGUGAUCGCCCAGACUUAAUAACAACGAUAACAGACUACGAACUCCCUCCCCGCUGUGAUCUAUUAGAGAGUAUUUAGAUGUGUGAAGGCCCACAUAUAGUAUUGGCUUGACCAGCUUGUCUUUCUUAAUUUUCCUUUGUGUUUUUUGUAAUACGCUUAGCAAAUGCAUGUUGAGUAGUACAUACUAACCAAUUGUUUUAGUUCAUAAAGAAGCAUUAAACUUUGACAUUUGAUUCCA